CCGGCGAGAGGACGCGGGCUGGUAGCUCGGCGGGCGGCUAGAGCGGCCAGCCCGGCGGGGUGGGUGCCAUCCGGCAUGGAGGACGAGCUGAGCUUCUCGGACAUCUACGGCGGCCGCCUGGCCCUGCAGCGCCGCUACUACUCCCCGUCCUGCCGAGAGUUCUGCCUCAGCUGCCCUCGGCUCUCGCUGCGCUCGCUCACCGCUGUCACCUGCACCGUGUGGCUGGCGGCCUACGGGCUCUUCACCCUCUGCGAGAACAGCAUGAUCCUUUCUGCUGCCAUCUUCAUCACCCUCUUAGGCCUGCUUGGUUACCUCCAUUUUGUGAAGAUUGAUCAGGAGACUCUGUUAAUCAUUGAUUCCCUUGGCAUCCAGAUGACUUCAUCCUAUGCCUCUGGCAAAGAAAGCACCACCUUCAUUGAGAUGGGCAAGGUGAAGGAUGUUAUCAUUAAUGAGGCUAUUUACAUGCAGAAGGUGAUUUACUACCUCUGCAUUUUAUUGAAUGAUCCAGUGGAACCACAUGGGAUAUCCCAAGUAGUACCUGUCUUCCAGAGUGCCAAGCCCCGGCUGGACUGCUUGAUUGAAGUGUACAGGAGCUGCCAGGAGAUCCUGGCACACCGGAAAGCCACACCCACAAGCUCCUGAGUCCCAGCGUUCAGAAGGCCAGUACUGUCUUCCAUGGGAAAUGACUCCCAAGCCCUAGGGCCGAUGUAUUUUCUGUAUCCUAAACCAUCAUGUGGACAUGGUCCGAGGAACCAGGACGGACGCAGUGGACAUCAGAGCCACAGAGCAGGUGACUGGAAACCCAAAUCAUUGUGUGAUGUUGAACCAAGUAUUCCUGUGUGUCAGUGCUCCCCCUGUAAGGUAGUGCCUACUUUACCAACAGAGGGGAGACCUUAAGAAAUGAUAUGCAAAGGUAAUGUCGACAAAGACCACUUUGUGAAUUUCAUAUGCACAUUCAAGUUUACUUUUUGUUGAAAUUUGUGGAGCAAGCCAAUGGGAUGCUGCUAUCAGAUCUCUUGAGAAAGACAAUUUCCAACUGUAUAAAAGUUAAGUACCCCCGUAUAAAAGUUCAGGAAAAAAAGCAAGCCCUUCAGGUACUGGGUUGGCAGGAAGAAAUGGCCUACAAAAGACUAGUCUCUGUCCCCCAGCUCCUGUGUUUGUAUAGGGUUAAUUUAUGAUGAUUCUCUCAAUAAACAGAUCUCCUUCCUAAACAUGCACCAUAACUGCCUGGUUCACAGAUAGCUGCUUUCAUCAACAAAUGUGAACGUGGCAUUUCAGCCAUGGGUGAAGCACAUUCAUACUUCUGUUACUCAGCACUGUGUACAGUUUCAAAAACGUUUGCCAGGAGGGACAAGACAAAAGGCCAGACAGAAAUUCGACUUUGGUUUCCAGACAUCUUAAAGGAGGAUAAACAUUGCAACUGUAGAAGCCUUUAUUUAUAAGGCAGUUUCUUCUGUAUUAAACUGAUAAAUUAAGGGAGGAUUCCUGAAAGGCCGGGAAGGAGACAGGGAGGGUGAAAUAGCUUGACCCACAGAUUCAGUAUGAACACAGCUCCAUUCUUCCUUAUUCUUUGGGAUCCUUUUUUUCUUUUUAACUCCCAGGUAGAUAGUAUUAUCCUCAUGGGUCUUAGAGACACUCAAGGUAUCACAAAACCAAAGUUGUCACUUCUGCCUUUUACACCAGCCCUGGGGGUUCUUCAGGAGCCGGUGGUGCACGUGACGCGCUGACCCUGUUUGAGGUAGAGAUGUCCCGACUAGAUCCCAAAUGCUAGGGGAAGGCAGGAGCAGAAAUGGAAGACAGCCAUAGAACUGCCGCCUCGCAAAGGCAAGUUCAUUUAAAAGAGGCAGACACUCUGAUAUGCUUCUUUUUCUUUUUUUCCCACACCCAAGGAUGU
Molecule: messenger RNA, 1894 nt
Organism: Molossus molossus (Pallas's mastiff bat)
Lineage: Eukaryota; Metazoa; Chordata; Mammalia; Chiroptera; Molossidae
Gene: PIGH
Product: phosphatidylinositol glycan anchor biosynthesis class H
Exons: 4
Coding region: 76-642 (188 amino acids)
Biological process (GO): GPI anchor biosynthetic process
Cellular component (GO): glycosylphosphatidylinositol-N-acetylglucosaminyltransferase (GPI-GnT) complex
Source: RefSeq, a predicted model, not a curated record